Messenger RNA from Xiphophorus couchianus (Monterrey platyfish), 1527 nucleotides. RefSeq names its product crystallin, zeta (quinone reductase)-like 1 (gene cryzl1). NCBI's taxonomy places the organism in Eukaryota, Metazoa, Chordata, Actinopteri, Cyprinodontiformes, Poeciliidae. The transcript has 13 exons. The record is from RefSeq and is a predicted model, not a curated record. The coding region runs from base 143 to 1204 and encodes 353 amino acids. Gene Ontology annotation, molecular function: oxidoreductase activity.
UUGCCACCGCAAUAGAAGAAGAGAUCAGCUGAUCAAAACAAACAGGACCUGAUAAACAGCAUCUGUGUUUUCUGCUUCUGAUGUUGAUAAAGCUGGAGGAUUUUGGUCGACGUUUCUGUUCAUGAAUUAAAUUCGGGGCGACAUGAAAGGUUUAUACGGCCGAGCUGCAGAGGGCGACGCUGAGCCCAAGUUUGUAAUUCAGGAAACGACUCUCCCAGAUGUUUUAGGCAGCCAUCAGGUCAGAAUGAAGGUCAAAGCAUGUGGACUCAGCCCUCUAGACUUCAAGUUGAUUCAGGAAGUGGGGAUCCAGAGGGAUUUCGUUCCUGUUGGCAGAGAGGUGGCAGGCGUCGUCCUUCAAGUUGGACCCAAAGUGACCUUCUUUCAACCAGAGGACGAGGUUGUAGGAGUUCUUCCUCUGGACUCACCUUGUUCUGGACUCUGUGAAGUCAUUGACAUAGAUGAGUACUAUAUAGUUCAAAAGCCAGAGAAGCUCAGCUCUUUGUGUGCGGCGGGAGCUCUGCGUGACGGCGUCUGUGCCUACACUGCCCUACACACACACGCCCGCAUGGCAGCUGGACACACACUCCUGGUGAUGGACGGGUCCAGUCCUUUCGGCCUCAUGUGCGUCCAGCUGGCCUGUUACCACGGAGUCAAGGUUCUCACCACGUCACACUCGCCGCAGAAACAGGCCUUCCUGGAGCAGCUUCGGCCCAGCGUAGGCGUUCAAGAUCCUUUAGUAGCCAGAGUCAUUCCGGUGCAUAACGGAUCAUCGGACCUGCUGUCGGUGGUUCUGGAGGAGACGGGAGGACUGGGAGUGGAUAUAGUUGUGGAUUCUGGAGUUUGUCUCCACGGAGACGAAGAGGAGGAGGAUAAGAAAUUACUCCCCCAUAAGCAUGACAUCAUCAGUGUGCUCGGAGUGGGAGGGCAUUGGGUCACCUCCCACAAAAACCUGCAGUUGGAUCCUCCAGACUGCAGGUUACUGCAUUUAAAAUCUGCCUCCGUGUCUUUCCUCAACCCUGAGGUCUGGACGACCUCAUCAGCUCAGCAAGGACGGUACCUCCAUAUUCUAAAAGACAUUGUGGAGAAGAUGUCAGCUGGAGUUCUCAGACCUCAGAUGGAGGAAGCUGUUCCUCUAUAUGAAGCCACAGUUGCCAUGGAGACUGUCCAGCGUCAUCCCAAGAAAAAGGCCGUCGUUCAGCUCUAGGCGAGAAAAAAAACCCUCAUUCAGUUCUGGGUCCAAAUUUUUUACCUACUUCACAGUGGGAAUGAAGUCGUUCAAAAACAGUUUAAAAAUUACACUGACGUCUAAAAGCUCUUUUUUCCAGAGCCGACACUUCAGUGAACUGCACAAUGUUGGAACCCAUUAAGACAGCAGUAUUUCAGCAUUUCUCCAUAUGGAAAUUAAUAAGAAAUAAUAUUAAAUCAAUGUUCUUUUUAACAGAUUCCAAGAAAGAAAUGCAUCUUUUGUUCUGGAUAUUUGUUUAAACUAUGUUGGUAACAUAAUAAAAUUGAAUGUGAAAAAUUAAA